CAUCUGGAGCUGGAAGGAGAACCAAAUUUAUUAAUAGAUAACGCUGAUUCUCCGGCAUCUAGUGCGCUGGGCGGACGCUUCCGCUGCCUCCGAUAGUGAUUUUUGACCCCCUUAACCCGCCAUGUACUGAACCAAAUGACGUGGACGCGAUGAACAAGCGACAAGUGUUUUUAGGCCUGCUCCUGGCGAGCGCCUUUGUUUGCAUUUGGGGAUCGGUGGAGGAGACCGAGGAGGAUAAUAGGGAGCUGCCAACCAUACUAAUAGCUUUGCUAGUGCGCAACAAGGCCCACACGCUGCCCAUGUUCCUGAGCUAUCUGGAGCAGCAGGAUUACCCGAAGCACAGGAUUGCCUUUUGGUUGCGCUGCGAUCAUAGCAAUGACGACAGCAUAGAUGUGCUGCAGCAGUGGCUGGAGCACACGGGUGAGCUCUAUCACGGUGUUAAUUACGCUUUGGAGCCGGACGAGCUGAGUUAUAUCAACGAGAGCUCCCCAUACGAGUGGCCGGCAUCGCGUUUCAAGCAGUUGAUCUCCCUGAAAGAGGAGGCUUUCGGUUAUGCUCGCGAUAUUUGGGCUGACUUUGUGUUUUUCCUCGAUGCCGAUGUCUUUCUCACCUCCAAGGAGGCUUUGAAAACGCUAACCCGUCUCCGUCUACCCAUUGUGGCACCCAUGCUGCUCUCGGAGAGCUUGUACUCGAAUUUCUGGUGCGGCAUGACGGAGGAGUACUACUACAAGCGCACCGAUGAGUACAAGGAGAUAUAUCACUCGAAGAAACUGGGCAGCUUUCCAGUGCCCAUGGUGCACACUGCUGUUAUGGUGGACAUGAACUAUAGGGGAACGAGAAACCUCACAUUCGACAGGCACAAGCUGCUGGAGAUGCAACGGAGCAGGGGACAGGAGCCACUAUACGAGGGACCAGCGGAUGACAUUAUAGUGUUUGCCAUAUCCGCCAAUAGUUCGGGGAUUCCCCUACACAUCUGCAACGACAUAAACUUUGGCUAUAUCCUGCAACCCCUGGAGCCGGGCGAUACCUUGGAUAAUGAUAUCCAGCAGCUGGUGAAUAUCAGAAGCCUCAUGGUCACCGAUCUGGGCGCUGUGCCCCCCGAGCUUGACUACUUCAGGGAGCUGGUAAAAAAACCAGAGAAAUCAAAGCUCUCUUUGGAUCGCAUCUUUAUGAUCAACCUCAAGAGACGUCCCGAGCGGCGUGAGAAGAUGGAGCGGCUCUUUGAGGAGCUGGGCAUCGAGGCCGAGUACUUUGAGGCUGUGGAUGGCAAGGAACUAACCGAGGAGCGACUGCAGGAGAUGGGUGUAGGCUUUCUGCCCGGCUACGAGGAUCCCUAUCACCAUCGGGCCAUGACUAUGGGUGAGAUUGGCUGCUUCCUCAGCCACUACAGCAUCUGGGUGACUAUGGUGCGGAAGGACUUGAAGGAGGUGCUCAUCCUGGAGGAUGAUAUACGCUUUGAGCCGUACUUCCGCCACAAUGCCGUCCGGGUUGUGAAUCAGGCCAGAAGCGUGGGUCAGUACGAUCUCAUUUACUUUGGCCGCAAGCGCUUGAAGGAGGAGAGCGAACCGUGGGUCACGGAUGCCGAUAGCCUCGUCCAUGCCGGCUACUCCUACUGGACAUUGGGCUAUGUUCUGUCUCUGGAGGGUGCCCUCAAGCUGCUGGCAGCCAAGCCGCUGGAAAAACUCAUACCCGUCGACGAGUUCCUGCCACUGAUGUUUAAUCGUCAUCCCAACGAAACCUGGAAGGAGGCCUUUCCCAAACGGAAUCUCGUGGCGCUCAGUGCUGCUCCUCUUCUGCUUUAUCCCAUCCACUAUACAGGGGAUUCUGGUUACAUUUCCGACACCGAAGACUCGGAGCAAAUCAAUGUGGCGGAGAGUGAUGAGGGAGAAGCUAGGCUGAAGAGCGAUCGCGAGCAGGUUUUCGCCCAGAAUGAGGUGGAGCCGGAAGGCGUCGUGGAUCAGCAGCAACCGAAGCUAGGCGAAAGUCUGACCAAGAGCCAUCAGGAGCUCUAAAUUCCAUGCCAUACUAGGGGUAAUAUUUUGCCAAAUACCACAAAGUGCCUUAAAUCCAAAAAAAAAACCCAAAGCCACCAAACAAAAUAACAAAUGUUAAAUUAGAUUUAAAUUUAAUUAGAUUUAAGUUUAAGUUCUUUUUGGGUAAAUAUUUUGUGCAAUGUUUUUCAAGAUUUUAUAUUGUAAAAGGUUCCUAAAAAGCAGAGUUUAAAAUUUUAACAAAAAACGAAUUCUUGAAGAGUUUAAAGUUUUACAAAAAAACGAAUUCCAGAGGGAUUUAUUGUGAGAAAAAAACUCAUUUAGGUUUUGUUUUCAGACUUCGAUCCAAAGCAAUAAUACAACGAAUUUCAUCUGUGUCAAAAGUAAAUGUACAUGGUUCCUGUUUCAUUAACUCAUUUGAAAUCAACAUCCAAGUUGCAUAACCUUUGAACCCAAAUGCCAACCUUAUCUUAAGGACUAAAACUAGUAUAAAUACCAUUGACAUAGCCAAUUAAGUAGGUUUUAAACCCUCGAUAUAAAAUCACUUUAUUCCUCUGAAAACUGUAAA
Molecule: messenger RNA, 2559 nt
Organism: Drosophila kikkawai
Lineage: Eukaryota; Metazoa; Arthropoda; Insecta; Diptera; Drosophilidae
Product: glycosyltransferase 25 family member
Molecular function (GO): procollagen galactosyltransferase activity
Source: RefSeq, a predicted model, not a curated record